UCCGUGCGUGCGGCUCCGGCCCACACCACACACACGGUGUCGGGCCCAGCACACCAAAAGCCCAGAUCCCACCGGUCUGCGCACGCUCCACGCCACGCCACCCCCCGCGUGUCCCUUCCACCACGCAACCCCCGCAUCCGCGCGCGCGACGCGACGCGAGCCGCCCCCAUGGAGAUCUCCGCCUCCGCCGCGGCGGCCGCCUCCUGCCCGCCGCCCAGGCCGCUGCUCCUCCGCCCGAUUGCCUCGGCGUCGCCCCACCCCGCCACGGCCACCACCACCUCCUCCUCCGCCGCCACCGUCCGCCGCCGCCCGUCCACCUACUCGGCCACCGCCACGGUCCGCCGCCGCGCGCGCACCCGCCCGCGCACGGGGCGCUCCAAGCUCCCCGACGACGCCGGCGGCGACUGCUUCUCCGGCGGCGACGGAGGCCCUGGCUUCGGAGGAACCGGCGGCGGCGGGGGAGGGGGAGGGCGGUGGAGCUGGAACGGCGGGUUCGGGUCCGGGUCCGGGUCGGGCGGCCCCGGCGACUGGGAGCCCGACGUCCCCGCGCCCCGGAGGUCCUCGGCGGAGGCCGCGCUCGGGGUCGUCUACGAGCUCAUGUGCCUCCUUGCGCUCUCCAACUGCACCCAGUUCGCCGUCCGCAGGCUCGCCGGCCUCCUCGCCGUGCGCGUCGCCGCGCUGCGGUUCGUCCCCGCCGUCUGCUGACCGCCCCGUGGGGCUUGGUUUGCUGCCUCUUCCUCCCGCCUGCCUGCCUGCCUGGGAAACCGCUUCUGUAGAUAUGUAUGUCUUGCCCUGUGAUUUUAGGUGGUUGGGACCUUUGGGGGUGUAGAACCUCUGCUUCUUCCCUGGUGCGCGCUUCGAGCGAUGAUGUCGGGAAAGGCAACAAAAUUCGUCGAAUUCGAAUGGAAGAACAAAUAAAUAAGAACUUCUUUAUUUCCCCCUUUGUUGUCACAAUGCGAAUUAUGGUAGGAUGCAGCGUGAUACAAUCUGCUGCUUGUGUACAUAAGCCUGGUGUAAUCUAUUUUCCUCGCUACUGAUGCUAUUCAAGUUGUGCUGCCAAUAGUUCAUCAGUGCAAACCAUUUUAAUUUAGUCUAUAAAAUGCAGAUCCAACUAAGAUCUCGAGGUUGGAGCUGAGCUAAA
Panicum virgatum (switchgrass) is the source of this 1141-nucleotide messenger RNA. Its product is annotated as glycine, alanine and asparagine-rich protein-like. The coding region runs from base 169 to 705 and encodes 178 amino acids. NCBI's taxonomy places the organism in Eukaryota, Viridiplantae, Streptophyta, Magnoliopsida, Poales, Poaceae. The record is from RefSeq and is a predicted model, not a curated record. The transcript has a single exon.